Messenger RNA from Didymodactylos carnosus, 767 nucleotides. NCBI's taxonomy places the organism in Eukaryota, Metazoa, Rotifera, Eurotatoria, Philodinida, Philodinidae. The record is from the annotation of a GenBank genome assembly.
AUGCUGAUGCGAAGCUNAAAUAAUCCAGCUAAAAAUGGGUACGGGACAGAUCGGAGUGGAAAAGGAAAUAAAAGAGAAGAUGGAUCUGACGGAAAACAUGGGAAAAGUGCAGGACAUGUUUAUGUAGUUGCGAAUGAAUUGCCUCCAAUUGAAGUGUCAGCUUAUGGUGGGAAAGGAGGAAGAGGACAAAACGGAGGAAACGGAGCAUCUGGCAUUACAGGUGUCGAUGGGAGAGAUGCUGAUAAACAUGCUAUGAGAGAAAAGUUAGAACGCUGGUGGGCCUUUUAUGGAGGUUCUUGGGGAUUUCGUUAUCGUCGUAUCGGUACUGAUGGUACAGCUGGUGGUUCGGGAGGAGAUGCAGGUUCAGGGGGCUAUUGUGGAGAUGAAGGCGAUUCUGGACUAGUGAAGCUUGUUCCUUUGGAUAAUGUUUCUCUCAUAACUCAAAAGAAAAGUGUAGGAAGAAACAGAAAAAGUGACAAUGGUAAGCCAGGUGAACCAGGCGAGGCUGGAAAACAUGGCAGAGAUGGUCUAGAUUAUGUAGCAAUAAGUAAUACGCAAAAAUUUUUUAAGGCUAUGGUUACCUCACGAAAACUAGAUAACCUAAAAGGAGGUCGGCUCCAUUCUGGCGACAGAUAUAACCAUGAAGAAAAGCAAAGGUUUAAACAUUAUUCGAUGCUUUCUAUGGAAGAUGAUGAACACAAUCGUAGGUUUCAAAAUAAAUAUACUACUAAAGAUAAACAAAAUGGAGCUAGUAUGACAUGUAAACA